Molecule: messenger RNA, 846 nt
Organism: Saxophila tyrrhenica
Lineage: Eukaryota; Fungi; Ascomycota; Dothideomycetes; Mycosphaerellales; Extremaceae
Exons: 2
Coding region: 1-846 (281 amino acids)
Source: RefSeq, a predicted model, not a curated record
AUGUCUCUGGACUUCGGCCUCAAAGGAGUACACGUUCUCGUUACCGGCGCUGCGGGAGGUAUAGGCCUGGAGACGGUCCAUACAUUCCGCCAACUUGGAGCACGCGUGACCGCCCACUAUAACUCUCGCAUCGGGGAGCUGGCCAAUUCAACCGACAUUGUUGCUCUUCAAGCUGACGUCCGCGAUGAGAAGUCUGUUGACAAGCUACUCUCUAACGCGGCAGAGAAGAACGGAGGCCCAGUAAGCGUGCUGGUGGUGAAUCAUGGCAUCUGGCCGGAGGACAACAAGCACAUCGUCGACAUGGACCUGGAGCAGUGGAGCAACACCAUGGCUGUCGAUCUCACCGGGCCAUUUCUACUCUGCCGCGCAUACCUUCGUGUACUCAAGAGUGCGGACGACAGCACCAAAGACGCAGCAACCAUCAUCUUCAUCGGCUCCACCGCCGGCAAAUUCGGCGAAGCGAACCACGGCGACUACUCCGCCGCCAAAUCUGCCCUCAUGUACGGACUCACACCCACCCUCAAGAACGAGAUCGUCGCCAUCGCUCCCCGCGGACGGGUCAAUAGCGUCAACCCUGGCUGGGUGAGCACGCCUCUCGCGCAGAAUGCGUUGAAGGACACGGCGUUCGUGGAGCGAGCGCUUGCCACGACGCCGUUGCAGAAGGUCGCGAAGCCGGAGGAUGUGGCGAGGCAGGUUGCUGUGCUGGCGAGUCCGACGUUGAGCGGGCAUGUUAAUGGGAUGAAUGUUAUGGUUGACGGGGUUAGCUACUUCGACUCGUCCACCGAUCUUGGAUUGGACGACGAGGUCGUUGGCCGAAAUGGCGUGCAUCGAUCGUCUCCCGCAUGA